UGCAGAUGGAUCAAAUCAAACCCAACUUUCACCAGUGGAAAACCCUGUUUAGGAAGUCAUGGGUUGCCACAGAAUCGAACUAGCUCUUGCCUUUGUCAUCUGUGCAGCACUAGCAUGCUUGUGCUAUAGUCUCCCUAGUGAGUACUCCAUAGUGGGAAGUGAAACUGCAGUGAACUUUCCAGCUGAGGAGAGAGUGGUGGAGCUCUUCAGGUUGUGGAGGGAGAAACACAGAAAGGUGUAUAAGUAUGUUGAGGAGCAUGAGAAGAGGUUUGAGAAUUUCAAGAGGAAUCUCAGGUUUGUGCUGGAGAAACACGCACAGAAAAAGGCUGCAGCUAAUAAGCAUGAUACUCAGAAAGUUGGGUUGAACAAGUUUGCUGAUUUGAGCAAUGAGGAGUUCAGGGCGAUUUAUAUGCCGAAAAAGAUCCAAAUGCCGAUCAGCAAAAAGGAGAGACUGGCGAGGAGAAUGCAGCAGCAAGAGAAAGCAGAGCUGCCGCGAGAUGCUCCUUCAAGUUUGGAUUGGAGGAAGAAGGGAAUCGUCACUCCUGUUAAGGACCAAGGCAGUUGUGGAAGUUGUUGGGCAUUUUCUUCCACUGGAGCCAUUGAAGGAAUAAACGCGCUGGUCACCGGAGACCUCAUUAGCCUUUCGGAGCAAGAACUUGUUGAUUGUGAUACUACCAACGAUGGCUGUAGUGGUGGCUACAUGGACUAUGCUUUUGAAUGGGUUAUUAGCAAUGGUGGCAUUGACACAGAAUCUGAUUAUCCUUACACCAGUACCACAGGGUUUGAUGGUACCUGCAACGUCACCAAGGAGGAAACCAGCAAAGUUGUGACCAUCGAUAGCUAUACAGAUGUUCCAGAGACAGAGGCUGGUCUUUUCAGUGCUGUGCUUCAGCAACCAAUCAGCGUUGGUAUAGAUGGCUCUACUUGGGAUUUUCAACUAUAUUCAAGUGGUAUUUAUGACGGUGAUUGCUCCGACGAUCCAAAUGAAAUUGAUCAUGCUGUUCUAAUAGUAGGAUAUGGCUCUGAAAGCGGUGAAGAUUACUGGAUUGUAAAGAAUUCAUGGGGAACUAGUUGGGGGAUAGAAGGAUACUUUUACCUCAGAAGGAACACUGAUUUGACGUAUGGGGUUUGUGCAGUCAAUGCCAUGGCUUCAUAUCCUACCAAAGAGUCAUCUGCACCCUCUCCUUAUCCAUCCCCAACUCCUCCACCACCACCUCCUACACCUGCCUCUCCACCACCACCACCACCUACCCCAGUAACACCACCACCACCACCACCCUCUCCUUCACCAAGCCAAUGCGGAGACUUUUCCUAUUGUCCGGCUGAUGAGACAUGUUGUUGCCUCUAUGAAUUCUUUGGCAACUGCUUCAUUUAUGGUUGCUGUCCAUAUGAGAAUGCAGUUUGCUGCACAGGAACUGAAUACUGCUGUCCAAGUGACUACCCCAUUUGCGAUGUCGAUGAAGGCCUGUGUCUUAAGAAUGGCAGAGACUACUUGGGAGUAGCUGCCAGGAAGAGAAAGCUUGCCAAGCACAAGUUCCCAUGGACUAAAGUCGAGGAAACCGAGAAGACAUACCAUCCUCUACAGUGGAAGAUGAACCGGUUUGCUGCAAUGCGCUGAGAAUGGGCACCGUAAUUGUUGUUCGGUGAGGAUUGAAGGUUGUUGCUACUCUUCCCUAUUUAAAUUAAUGUCAACCAGUCAUUUGUUGAUACUGCUUGAGACAGUGUACUCGUGGACAUCGAUUCAUUGAACAUAUAUGCUGUAAGAAAAAACCAGAAACGGAAACAUAUAUCAAGGGAAAAUGAUUUUCU
Argentina anserina (silverweed cinquefoil) is the source of this 1809-nucleotide messenger RNA. Its product is annotated as low-temperature-induced cysteine proteinase-like. The coding region runs from base 59 to 1618 and encodes 519 amino acids. The record is from RefSeq and is a predicted model, not a curated record. Gene Ontology annotation, cellular component: lysosome. The transcript is spliced from 5 exons. Gene Ontology annotation, molecular function: cysteine-type endopeptidase activity. Lineage: Eukaryota; Viridiplantae; Streptophyta; Magnoliopsida; Rosales; Rosaceae.